AUGUUUUUCAGUGGUCUAGAGUUAGCUUUCUUGCAUUUUACUUUGCACACAUCUAAAGACACAUACUCUUGCCUGUCUUUUUCAGUUGAAACUGUUGCAGCAGCAGCUGCAGCUGUAUGUGAGUUGGCCUGUUUUUUGAUGUGCACUCUUCUGGUGACACUGGCCUGUCUUGUUUCAGAUUAUGAUAGGAUGCAGAGGAGGAAUGUGAGUUGGCCUCGUUUUUGA
Molecule: messenger RNA, 225 nt
Organism: Laccaria bicolor S238N-H82
Lineage: Eukaryota; Fungi; Basidiomycota; Agaricomycetes; Agaricales; Hydnangiaceae
Exons: 21
Coding region: 1-225 (74 amino acids)
Source: RefSeq, a predicted model, not a curated record